GACAGAAAAGAAAUCUAUGGGUUCGAUGUCAUUUUGCCUUGUUUGUUGUGGGCCAGUUUGCCCUUUUUGAAAUAAAAAAUGGAAAAUGUUUUAGUACUCAUUUUUAGAUUCAAUCAAGAAAUAAUUUCUAUAAAUGAAGCAGUUGAAGAAGAUAAUCCUAAUCAUGUUUUCAAAUCAUGUAAUUAGUAAGUGCGCGACUUCAGAUUGAUUUCAUUUUUGCAAUUCAUUUAUUUUUGAACGGAUAAUCAAAAUACAAAAGGUUUCUAUUUGUUACUCAGCAUCAGCCCCCUGUUGAACAACGUCUGUGAGAAAUUUUUCUAUUUUCGGAGUAUCCUUCUGUUUAGAUAAAACAGCUAAAUAUUCGAGCUCAUCUUCACUGUCAGCAAAUGAAGAUAACAAAUUCAUAACAGCAAAAAUAUCUUCACUGUUCAUGACGACAAAAGUUGUAAAACAGAAUCUACUAAACAAUAUCCUGAAAAUGUUUUUCAAAUUUUCAACACAAUUUGAAUUUUAAAAUUUUACCAUUAAUUGUGUCAGUGCUCUCUGGUUUUAAUCUAACCGAAUUGCACCAAUACUGGCACGAGUUCUCAGACCUCGUGUCGAAAAAUGCGCACUGAGUGCAUAUAGUGCGGAAUCAGUUUUCCAAAAGAACAUGACCUUUCACUCGGAACACAUAAAAACUGCACCAAUGCAGCUCUAGUUUUACCAAUAGAAAACGCUAUAAGAUUAUAUUUUACAUACAGAAUAUCCUUAUGUGUUCCACAUUUCGAGUAAAUGAACGAGAACUGAAAAAUGGGUAAUUUUCACGUCCAAUUCUAAACAAUGGCAAAAAUAGGUGAUGAAUGUUUUUUGGUAAUUAUUAAAUUUCACGAAAAAAACAUAUAGCUAUCAUAAGCCUGAUAAGAGACGAAAUGAUAAUGUACACGGGUUUCAGAUUGAAAAAAAUAAUGGUUCAUGGUGAAAAGUGAGUUAACUGAACAUUAAAAUCACCCGUGGAGUGGGCUAUAAAAAAAAGCGUAAUAAAUGAAUCAGGAGUCUAUCAGAUUUAAGUUCCUCUGAAAUGAUUAUUAAACUUACAUUGCUUUAUUGCCUUCUUAUUGGCUUUUCAUAUGCAGAAUUAUCCACAUUGAGAAGCGUCGUAGACGAGUUGUUGCAUAAAACCAAAAAUUUAACGACACAAUUCAAAACCAACACUGGUAACGCAAUAAAAAAAUUUGUCAAUGGAACGAAAGACGUAUUGGAUAAGGUGAAUGAAGGCGCCUUCAAUGUAAGCAAAGGAAUAAUUUCUGGUUUGACGGAAGUGAUUGGCACCCCCGUCACUCUCAAAGAUUUGACUUUCAACCUAGUCACCAGUGAAAAUGUAGACAAUGCCAUAGAAAUCGAUUUCUAUAAUCCCGGGGAUAUAUGGCAGAACGAAAGCAACAUUUAUUUCCUGAUACAUGGAUGGCAAGCAAGUAAGGACACUGAAUGGAUUCAGAAUGCAUCUAAGAUCUUUCUCAGCAAGCAGCCUGAUGCUCAAGUUGUCCAAGUCGAUUGGAAGAAACCUGCGAAGGAUCUUUAUUCCUUGUCGGCUUUUGAAACUGAGAGUGCUGGAGAACUUAUUGGUGCUUUCAUCGACCUUUUAAUCACCAAUUAUCACGUUCCGAUGAAGAACAUUGUCAUAAUUGGGCAUUCCCUAGGGGGACACAUAGCAGGAUGGGCUGGAAAAAAAUUCCAGGAAAUGAACGGAGUCAAAUUACCAAGAAUUAUUGCUCUGGAUCCUGCGGGACCUCUUUUUCAUUUGAGGCCAGAUUCGAUGAAACUGAAUAAGGAUGACGCCGUGGUUGUGAUGGUUAUACACACUGAUGGAGACAAAUUAGGUUAUAAAUCAGCUUGUGGAACUAUAGAUUUCUUUCCGAAUGGGGGACGGGACCAGCCUGGAUGUUGGGAUAUAGACUUGGGAAAUCUGUCGACCUACACAGGUCCAGUGACCUGCGAUCAUUCUCGAGCAUGGCAGUUCUUCAACGAAGCUAUAGAUGUACCAGAUUCAUUUCUUUCUUGGCAAUGUGAAAGUUACAAGGAUUUCAGAGACGGUAAAUGUCAAAACAAUUUGAUAGUUCCAAUGAGUGAUAUAGAAACUGAAGAGCAGGGCGAAUUUUAUUUGAUUACGAAUUAUGAUCCUCCAUAUUCUAUACCUCUGAAUAAUUAUGAAACUCCAAACAAGAAGAGAAGAAGAAGAACAAUUUGAUCUCCAUCACUAUAAUAGUUACAUUUCUAUGUGAAGUGUAAAUAUGGAAAAUAAUUCUUUGUCAUAGAUUUUAUGUUUAUAUUAUUUUUUUGGAGCUUCAUGAAUAAAGAAAGAGAACAUCCUGAUGUUAUUUUAAUAUCCUGUCAACAUCAU
Coccinella septempunctata (seven-spotted ladybird) is the source of this 2380-nucleotide messenger RNA. Its product is annotated as phospholipase A1-like. The coding region runs from base 1061 to 2227 and encodes 388 amino acids. Lineage: Eukaryota; Metazoa; Arthropoda; Insecta; Coleoptera; Coccinellidae. The transcript has 4 exons. The record is from RefSeq and is a predicted model, not a curated record. Gene Ontology annotation, molecular function: lipase activity.